Messenger RNA from Caenorhabditis auriculariae, 599 nucleotides. NCBI's taxonomy places the organism in Eukaryota, Metazoa, Nematoda, Chromadorea, Rhabditida, Rhabditidae. The record is from the annotation of a GenBank genome assembly.
AUGUUGAAAAUCAACGUUUUCCUGACUUUUCUGCUGGUUUUCCCCGGGUCAAUCUCUCCCUGUAAACGGCUACCGUCCACGCCGCCAAUAACAACACCUGCACCCCCCCUCGGUUUAUUUUUGUUUCAACUUUAUUUUUUCGAAUUUCUAAACUGAAUAUGUUCAGAACCUUGCUUGUGUGACGUACUAAGUCAACAGGUGGCCAACACCAAAGAUUUGAUCGUUUGUCGCAAAAAAGCUUGAAGUAAUGCUCUAAGUUCAGUUCGAUGUGCUCCAAUUCGGGUUGAAGUCUAAUGGUUGCAUAUAUCGCUUAAGAUUCACUCCAUACAAUAAAACUAAAACGGUUGUCUUCUAUGUAAGAUAAUUUCCGUUUCUACCAUGUUUCAAUGUAUUUCUUGCAGUUAGACCGAAACAACACCGUUCCUUACUACCCCGUGCUUGGAAUACCAACCGGAGAAUACGCUGAUGUCAAUUUCAGUUGCAGUCUGACACAACCAACCUAUCAGUUCAUCGACACUCCGACCAGCCCUUUAGUGCCGACUCUGGUCGACCUUACCUACUUAAGUGUUACUGUCACUCCUCUUGAUCCGACGCAAUGA